This is a messenger RNA of Galendromus occidentalis (western predatory mite), 1545 nucleotides long. RefSeq names its product probable RNA methyltransferase Y17G7B.18. Lineage: Eukaryota; Metazoa; Arthropoda; Arachnida; Mesostigmata; Phytoseiidae. Gene Ontology annotation, molecular function: RNA methyltransferase activity; O-methyltransferase activity; snRNA binding. Gene Ontology annotation, biological process: snRNA modification. The transcript has a single exon. Bases 1 to 1545 code for a protein of 514 amino acids. The record is from RefSeq and is a predicted model, not a curated record.
AUGGAGACCGCGGUACAACCUCCUGCUUCCUACUCUGGGAGAGAUCCUUGUUUAGAGCAAGCGGGACCGAGCGGAUGCGCGAAGAAAAUCCCCAAGCGACCGCCACUGGACAACAGUGCCAACAACAAUAAUAACAACAAUAAUAAUAAUCGGAAGCGUCGAGGUUCUUUUGGAAAUGCUCACGACAAGUUCAAGAGACGGCGUCGAAAUGAUAUCGUGCUGCCGACGAAAUUCAUGUUGGGCGGUAACAUCACCGACCCCUUGAACCUGCGGAGUCUGGAAAAUGAAGAAGUCAAUCGCUUAGCGAAUCAAACGCCGGUAGCUUCUCCGGCGCCGGCUGCAGGUGGCGGCAGUGAGCGCGUCGAAGUGAUAAUUCCCCAAAAUAUCAACGAUCCGCUGAACCUGAACGGCACCGAGGUCAUCCGACCGCCACCUCAACCAGUCAAGAAAGAUCGGCGGAAUAAGCGGAGUAGACCGAACAACAGGCGUAGGCACCAAGAAGAUCCGCAAAAUCUCGAAGCAGCGCGGAAGUCGGACGGCGCCAACGAUGACAACGGUUGCAACACAGGCAGCGGGAACAGCAACAAUUAUACGAAUAACAGCAACAACAGCAGCAGCAGCAACAAUAACAACAACAACUGCAAGAAUCCUAGAAAGAACAGCAAGAAAUACCAAGCCCAAAGGUUCCGGUACGGAAACUAUAAUCGCUACUACGGAUACCGUAAUCCGGGCGAUAGCGAUAGUCGAUUGGCUCUGAUGAAGAAAAAAUGGUUCCUCGACAAAUCAUGUCUCGACAUCGGCUGCAACGUGGGCCACGUGACUCUGAAUAUCGCUAGAGAUCACGAACCGAAGCAAAUGAUCGGCCUGGACAUCGACCCGGAUCUCAUUCGUAUCGCUAAGAAGAACGUCCGUCACUACCUGCACCAGAAAGACACCGAAGGCAGAUGGUUCCCCGCCUCCUGCCCCAUGACUUUCGGUCCGAUCGCGAUCUCAGGAGCACAGGCUGGGUUUCCGCACAAUGUUUUCUUUAUCGCCGGCAACUACGUUCUGGAAAGCGACGAGAUGCUCGAGACUCAGAAAGAAGAAUUCGACACGAUCAUGUGUCUGUCCACCAGCAAGUGGAUGCAGCUGAAUUUCGGCGACUCCGGUAUCAAGCGGGUCUUCCAUCGGAUAUUCCGACAGCUCAAGCCGGGUGGUCGCUUCAUCCUUGAGCCCCAGCCUCUUUCCUCGUACUCGAAGUUAGGGACGCCAGACCAUCGGGAGAACUUCCGGAAAAUGAAGUUCAUGCCCGAUAUGUAUCCCGAUUUCCUCGUGAACGAGGUUGGAUUCGCCUCGUUUAAGGUCCUCGGUGUAGGGAGCCACGCCGCUAAGGGUUUUCGGAGACCGCUCUACCUUUUCCGGAAAGCCAAGGCUGUCGCCGCGGACGCAGCUCCCGACGCGGCUCCCGUCGCUGCUCCCGUUCCUGAAGAUCAGCAGCAGCAGCCUCCGGAGCCACCGGACCCCUCGCCCGCUCACGAGUGCGACACCACGACGGCUUCCAUAUGA